Molecule: messenger RNA, 491 nt
Organism: Octopus sinensis (East Asian common octopus)
Lineage: Eukaryota; Metazoa; Mollusca; Cephalopoda; Octopoda; Octopodidae
Product: sorting nexin-1-like
Exons: 3
Coding region: 1-474 (157 amino acids)
Cellular component (GO): endosome
Molecular function (GO): phosphatidylinositol binding
Source: RefSeq, a predicted model, not a curated record
AUGUCCGAUAUUGUGGAUUACUCAGAAGAGAAUGGAAUUGAUUUCGACCUACCAGAACUGAGUGGGGAAAUCACAGUAGAACGUAGAUUCAGUGACUUUAUUGGUCUCUACGAACGACUCCACGAAAAGGUUUCCCACUACGGAUUUUUUUUGCCUUUGCCCCCAGAGAAAGACGCCACAAGUUUCAAUCCUAUUUUUACUCGGCAGGCAACUGGACAAACUGGAAAGAGCCAAAGACGAGUUGGAAGAGGUAACCUAGAGUGUUCAUUGCAGGCUAAAACAGCUAAAAACAUAGCUCAGCGUGACUUUGAUUCAAUAUCGAAUAACAUUAAAAAGGAAAUGGCCAUAUUUGAUAAAAAAAAUGAUGGGUACUUUCGUGGUUCAAUGGUCGAAUAUUUACGCUCUCUUCUCUCCAACCAGACCAAAAUUACUUCUAUUUGGGAGGGGUUCCAGGAUGUUAUUGAUGAACUUUAAUUAACACAUACAUUACU